Nymphaea colorata (pocket water lily) is the source of this 1357-nucleotide messenger RNA. Its product is annotated as probable ADP-ribosylation factor GTPase-activating protein AGD11. Bases 207 to 1295 code for a protein of 362 amino acids. Lineage: Eukaryota; Viridiplantae; Streptophyta; Magnoliopsida; Nymphaeales; Nymphaeaceae. The transcript is spliced from 9 exons. Gene Ontology annotation, molecular function: GTPase activator activity; phospholipid binding. The record is from RefSeq and is a predicted model, not a curated record.
GUCCAUCCGAAACGGAUGUUUCUGGUUUGACUUUUGAGAGACAUGCCAAAAAAACUUUGUUCAUUUUUUUUACGCUUCCUCCCCAUCACCAAACAAUUCGGACGCCCUGCGUCUGCUUCCUACAAGGAAGAAAGAGAGAAGUUUUUUUUUUUAUUGAAAAUCUUUUUCUCUCAUUAUAGGCGUCUGUUUGUUCAAGACAAAGAUAGAUGAGUGCCCAAGGAGAGGAUCAUCAUUCUAACCUCCUACCUGGUUCUCUGCAGAGAUUGGAAGACCUGCUAUCACAACCGGGGAAUAGAUCCUGUGCAGAUUGCGGAUCAUUAGAUCCAAAAUGGGUGUCGGUGAAUAUAGGGGCAUUCAUAUGCAUAAAGUGUUCAGGCGUUCACAGGGGAUUAGGGUCACAUAUCUCAAAGGUUUUGUCAGUGAAGCUGGAUGAGUGGACAGAUGAACAAGUUGAAGCAGUAGCUAGAAUGGGUGGAAACUCUGUAGUGAAUAUGAAAUAUGAAGCAUGCCUCCCAGAUAAUCUUAAGCCAAAGCCAGAAGCUCCAGCAAAAGAACGUUCUGCUUACAUUAGGAGAAAGUAUGAGCUGCAAGAGUUUGUAGCUAAAGAAGAAGUCAUCUCCCCUGCGUUCUGUAGCUUGAGAACCUCACAGAGCAUGUCCAGUGGUAGACACCCAGAUUGUUCCCAAGACCGGAAAGUUGAAAAGCAUCAUAGCAAUCGUUUUCAUGGCAUUGGUCUUAAUUUUCGAAAUAGUUGGAGGAAAAAAGAACAAGAGCAGAAAGCUACAAACAAAAACUCAACGUUGGGCAUGGUUGAAUUUGUUGGACUCAUCAAGGUAAACGUGAUUAGAGGAACCAACUUGGCUGUCAGAGAUGUAGUGACUAGUGAUCCGUACGUCAUGUUAACAAUGGGAAACCAAACAUUGAAGACACGUGUGAUAAAGAGCAACCUGAACCCAGUUUGGAAUGAAAAAGUUGUUCUUUCCAUCCCAGACACUGUUCCACCUCUAAAGUUGCAAGUAUAUGACAAGGAUACCUUCAGCGCAGAUGAUCGAAUGGGAGAAGCAGAAGUAGAUAUCCAGCCAUUGGUUGCUGCAUCUGUAGCUUAUGAGAACUCAGGCAUCAGAGAGCCAAUGCAACUUGGAAAAUGGAGAGCAAGUGAGGAUAACAGUCUCGUCAAAGAUAGUCUGAUAACAUUAGUAGAUGGAAAGGUGAAGCAGGAAAUCACUCUAAAGCUUAAGAAUGUGGAGAGAGGGGAAUUGGAAAUUGAACUUGAAUGUGUUCCUCUCACUCAAUAGCACAUUUGCUGUGUAAAGGAAAAGUAUAUUUCAAUGAUCAGCUCAAAAAAAGAUUUCUCUGU